AUGGCGGAGCUGCAGCUGGACCCGGCGAUGGCGGGGCUGGGAGGGGGUGGCGGGAGCGGGCUGGGCGACGGGGGUGGCCCGGGCCGCGGGCCCCCCAGCCCUCGCCCCGCCGGCCCCACGCCCCGCGGGCACGGCCGCCCGCCCGCCGCCGCUGCGCCGCCACUGGAGCCGGGUCCCGGACCGCCAGAGCGGGCAGGGGGAGGCGGUGCGGCCCGCUGGGUCCGGCUGAACGUGGGCGGCACCUACUUCGUGACCACCAGACAGACCCUAGGCCGGGAGCCCAAGUCUUUCCUCUGUCGCCUCUGCUGCCAGGAGGACCCGGAGCUGGACUCGGACAAGGACGAGACAGGAGCCUAUCUGAUUGACAGGGACCCCACCUACUUCGGUCCUAUCCUCAACUACCUCCGCCACGGGAAACUCAUCAUUACAAAGGAGUUGGCUGAAGAAGGUGUUCUGGAAGAAGCGGAGUUUUACAACAUUGCAUCUCUUGUGCGGCUGGUUAAGGAACGGAUACGGGACAAUGAGAACAGAACUUCUCAGGGCCCCGUGAAGCACGUGUACAGAGUCCUGCAGUGCCAGGAAGAGGAGCUUACACAGAUGGUCUCCACUAUGUCUGAUGGUUGGAAAUUCGAACAGCUAAUCAGCAUUGGAUCUUCCUAUAACUACGGAAAUGAGGAUCAGGCAGAAUUCCUCUGUGUUGUCUCCAGAGAACUCAAUAAUUCUACCAAUGGCAUUGUCAUAGAGCCAAGUGAAAAGGCAAAGAUUCUUCAGGAGAGAGGAUCUCGGAUGUAA
Molecule: messenger RNA, 792 nt
Organism: Puma concolor (puma)
Lineage: Eukaryota; Metazoa; Chordata; Mammalia; Carnivora; Felidae
Gene: KCTD2
Product: potassium channel tetramerization domain containing 2
Biological process (GO): protein homooligomerization; proteasome-mediated ubiquitin-dependent protein catabolic process
Cellular component (GO): cytoplasm; Cul3-RING ubiquitin ligase complex
Molecular function (GO): cullin family protein binding
Source: RefSeq, a predicted model, not a curated record